AAAUUAUUUUUGCCAGCAUCCCCCACUAAUAGCGGACUGAGACAGCCACGUCAGCCGCUCCAGUUGCAUCAUGGCGGUCGUCGAAAGCCCAAGCGGAGUGGAUCUGCUACAGCGCUGUGCAAGUCCCACUGCAGCACUCGACUCAAUUGAUGGCAGUGGAGGCAGCCAUACAGCGACCAGCGAUGUGUCUUCCGGGAGCUCGAAUGUGUCGCCACAUGGCGAACCUUGUAUAGACGCCUCGCAGGCAGUAUCAGCGAAGCAUGAAGGAGAACCCACAAUCCAGGUUGCCGACCUGCACCAGCAGAUACAAAUGAUACAAGAGCAGUUGGAGAACGAGCGGGUGCAACGGAAGAUGAUGGCGGAGCGAGCGAUGGGACCAAGUAGUGGGAUGGGUGGUGCUUCGUGGAGUCGACCUUGGCUGUACGAGUGGGACAUGUUCCGACCAGAGACCUACUCCGACCAGAGCAGCAAAUCCUACUACAUGAGCCGAGUAACCGAUCCUAUCGUCACCGACAUGGCCCAGGUGCAUGAGCGCAAGCGGAUUAUGAUGGGGGUGGUCGAAGCGGAGCUCAAAUGGCUCAAGAACGAGGACGACGCCUACAAUACCAUGGUGAAGGAGAAGGAGGACCUCAAGACGGAGAACACCCAGUUGACGGAUCGGUUGACCUUGAUGGAAGCCCAAGUGCGCCAGUGGGAUCCGAAUCUGCUCUCCGAGAAGAAACCCACCAAGCAUUCCAAGGCCAAGGAGGGCAACAAAUCAACUGAGAACGAAGAAGACGACGAUGAUGCGUCUGUAAAAUCCCAGCAGUGGCCGACGGCGCAGCUCAAUCGCGUGGAGUGGGCUUCUUUUUCCUCACCUUAUCAUCAAGUGAAAGAGACCUUCGCCAUUGAUGUGCUGGAAGGGGAACCGGUCAUUAGCUUCAUGUCCUAUUACCGCCCCUGGUGGACAACGAAGAAGAGCGUGUCAGAAGAGAAAAAAGCCCCUGCAGCAAAGAAGAGGCUCGGCCCCCCCGGUCAAGGGCCCAUGCCCGAACGCAUUCGCAUCAACUCCCAGCAGAUCCUCAAGAUUCUUCAAAAGCUGGAACCGGAUAACUUCACCGACGCCGAUGAAUCCCUGAUUAUGAUUCGGCCGUUCAAAGCCCUGGUGUUCUUUGAGGAUCAGCUCCGCCAAAUCCACCAGGUGCUUCUGGAGAAGCAUCGAGGAGCAAAGUCGGAGUCGCCCGAGGCUGAAAAGGGUGAAGAGAUGGCAGGAUCGGAGGAGAAAGAAGCUCGCCCCAGCUCUCCAACCACCGCAGACCAACCAGGAGAAAGCCGAGAAGGCGAGGAAAAUCAAGGCAACCCCGUGAGUGAGGUACUCAAAGACGAGUUCACCUCGUCAGAAACCGCACUUGAGCAGCUGCAGGUGUUGAUCAACUUUCUCGAUUUGGAUGUCAAAGCCAAGAUGGACUAUGUCCGCAGCGAGCAGUGCCACCGGGUGUCCUUUGCGGAUGUUUGGUAUCUCUUUCGACCCGGCGAUGAAGUUGUGGACCAGGUAGGCAAGCAAGCAUAUCGGAUCAUCGGCGUCACCAGCUCGCCGCAUAAGGUCAUGUCUCCCUACCGGAACUGGGAGACUUCCAGCAAAGAUGAGCCCACAGUGAUGCUGCAAUGCGUUCACAUCGACUUCGACGGGAAAUAUCUAGGGCCGGUGCUGCAAACUUUCCGGAUCGCACGGUUCGACGGGGAGAAGGCCAUCACCUCGCUUCGUGUCUUUCCUAUCCGACUGGCGGGCACAAGAGCGGGCGACCUGACGAGCAUUGUGGAUGUUAGGCAGAAACUCAUUGCCCGUGGCAAGAUGUUCAUUGACGUCUUGGCCAAGAAGCACAUGCACUACAGUGGGCUGACGCUGGAGACUCGCGAUGAAGUGGACGGCCAAGUGGUGAUUGAUUUCGAGAAGGCCUUCGAGAGCGAAGACAAAUCCAAGCAGCCCGCCGAGCUUGGCGACAACAACGGUGGGGAUGGUGGUGAAGAAGAGCUGGAGAAGGUGUGGCGGCCAAAGAUCCGCAGUCUGAUCAGCGUUGAGGUCCCUGAUGUCUCCGAAUCCGACUGCACAGCCGCAUGCUGCGCCAGAGAACGCGUGCACAAAGACCUCUAUGCCGAGCAGAAGCGGAACGAACACUAUCGUAACAGUCUGAUUCCGGAGGAGCUGUCCCAGCAGCCCUCUGCUGCCAUUUACCCCCGGGUAAAGAGUUCGCGAUCUUCCGACGACGCUCUUUCAGACGAUGAUUUUGUGAUCAUGAGUUAUCGAGUGUUCGGCUUCAGCCUGCGAAGUCGCAAAUGGGAAAAGCUCGACCUCACCCAUCUCAGCUACAUCCGAGGCAUCCGCGUGGAGAGCCAGGGCGAGGACCAAGGCAAACCGCAGGUUCGAGAAACGGCAUUCGAUCAGCUAGUGCUGGAGGAAGGCCACAAGAAGAUGUUGCUGUCUCUGGUCGCACAACAUUAUCGGGACAAGGAGUCACCCACCGCUGCGAAUGAGCAAGUCGAUAUUGUGCGCGGAAAAGGCAAGGGACUCAUUAUCCUCCUCCACGGUGCUCCCGGGGUGGGCAAGACCACAACGGCAGGUGCGUAUUGAGCCCCUUUACGGCUGUGAUGAUUUAGAGAUGAAUUGACCGUUGAUACAGAGGGUGUGGCCGAGCUCUUUGAAAAGCCCCUUUUCCAGAUCACCUGCGGUAAGCUCUCCUGUUCCCAGGGCCUAGCUCAAGCGGCCAACUGACACGCAUUCCAGGUGACCUGGGCACCACAGCUGAGAGCGUCGAGCAUGCUCUCGAAACGAACUUUGCCUUGGCUCAUCGAUGGGGCUGUAUCCUGUUGUUGGACGAGGCGGACGUGUUCUUGGCUAAGCGAACGCCUCAGGACUUCAAGCGAAAUGGCCUAGUGUCUGGUAUGUUUCGAACCCCCGCGAGCUUUGAGCAAGACUCGAGGUCAUUGACUCAGUUUUCAGUCUUCCUGCGAGUGCUCGAAUACUAUGCUGGAAUCCUCUUCCUCACUACCAACCGCAUCGGG
Molecule: messenger RNA, 3039 nt
Organism: Aspergillus uvarum CBS 121591
Lineage: Eukaryota; Fungi; Ascomycota; Eurotiomycetes; Eurotiales; Aspergillaceae
Exons: 3
Coding region: 71-2608 (845 amino acids)
Source: RefSeq, a predicted model, not a curated record